Ictalurus furcatus (blue catfish) is the source of this 3162-nucleotide messenger RNA. RefSeq names its product thymopoietin b (gene tmpob). Gene Ontology annotation, molecular function: DNA binding. The record is from RefSeq and is a predicted model, not a curated record. The transcript is spliced from 6 exons. NCBI's taxonomy places the organism in Eukaryota, Metazoa, Chordata, Actinopteri, Siluriformes, Ictaluridae. Bases 324 to 1430 code for a protein of 368 amino acids.
GUUCUUACUUCUGUAUAAACAAAGCAACGCUUUGGAACAUAACUGCAUGUUAUUUAUUAAAAGAUGUGUGUUGGGCGGCGGUAAGAAGCCGCGUUGGGAAGUAAAUAGUAACAUUAACUGUUUUGCCGCGUAAAUCUGUGAGUCUAUUCAAACGCGGCGGAGCGCUCCAGCCAGUUUGACGUUUAUCAACAACCGCGCAAGUUCAUUAACUCUUCAAGAGGGGUGUUGUGUGACUUGCUGUUGCGCUUUAUUUACUCUAAACUCAACUGGCUUUUUAUUAGAUCCGCCGUGUCUCCUUUGGUCUGGAAACAAGCCGGUAAAGCAUGGCGGAAUUCCUUGAAGACCCGUCCGUUCUCACAAAGGACAAGCUUAAGAGCGAACUGCUUGCCAAUGAUGUUCCUCUUCCCAGCGGCGAGCACAGGAAAGAUGUUUAUGUCCAACUUUACCUCAAACAUCUGACCGUACUGAACAAGAAGCACUCUCCAGCCGAGACUUUCUCCAGUGACGAAGAAAUAACACCGGUGAUCUCUAACAGAAGUCGAUCAGGAAAAAAAGCUACAAGAAAGACGGAUAAGAACCGAAAAGAGGAGGUGGAUGUUGCCAGUCUGACCGACAGCGAAUUGAAGGAUCAGCUGCUGAAGUAUGGCAUCAAUCCUGGUCCAGUAGUCGCAUCAACUCGUAAACUUUAUGAGAAGAGACUUCAAACACUGUUGGAUCAGCCUCCUUCAGAGAUCAAACCACCUGAACCCGAGACUGCAGUUCCAGAGACGGUACCUGUGAAGGCAGACGGCAGUCAGAACGGCAGCACACACACUGUGGAGGAUCAGUACAGUGACCAGGAAGAAGAUGUUGAACCAGUACCAGAGCCAGUUCCUGUAGCACCAAAACCUGUGAGAAGCAGAGGAAAAACCCCAUUGACCACCAGGACAAGCAGCCGACACAGCAGUAAGGUAGAGGAGACAACAGCAGUUCACGAGCAGUCAUUUUCUGUGGACAGAAGUGACCUUUUAAAAGAAAUAUUCCCUAAUGAACCUCUUACACCCACAGGCAUUAGUGCUACCUGUCGGCGGCCUAUCCAUGGGGCAGCUGGGCGUCCAGCGAGGCCGCUUGACCUCUGGCCAGAGGAGUCUCUCCUACAGCAGCGUGUGUUCACAACCACCAAGUCAUCACUCACACACAGUCACAGCAUCCCAUCACAUGCUCCAUCAUUCUCUCCACCGUCUGAGCUGCGUCCACGCCGUCGCUCUUAUGCCAUCUGGCUCAAACUGCUGGUGUUCCUCCUGCUGGCUGCCUCACUUUACUAUGUCUUUCAGAAUGUGAGCAAUGAGCAGAUCGACUCCUGCAUGCUCUUCUUACAGGACAGGGUGGUUACACCCUUCCUAACUGUUAUUGGUGUUAUUAGUCAGGAAGAUAAUUCUGGGAGUGAGUGAAUGCAUCUUCUCCCAGGGUGUGCAUGAGCUGUCUCUAUUUUCAGACUUGUGCCACAUCCCCAUCUGAUAGAUUGGAGAAUCAACAUAUUGUCAGGGUGUGUGUUAUAAUUAUUUCAGUCCAACUUCUCAGUCAUGUCCAAUUGUGUGUUUUUAAUUAGUCCUUAAACUGUGUGAACUGUUUUUAUUUUUCAUCUUGCCUUUUGUUUUUACUGUUUUGUAGCAGGUCAUCAGGACAGGAAGAAAUAGUGAUUUUUGUAGCCUUGUAUCAUGAUGAAACAAUUGCCACUAUGUUUGCCUGUAGCGCUUCUAGACAUUCUCCAUUACGAAACAGAUUUGUUUUAGAUAUCAACAAAAUGCUUUUCUAAGGGGCAUUAGUGUUGUGUUAAUCAGAGGCAUUGAAGCUCAUCACAAUGUGAGUUUAAAAUAUUGGGGCAUGCUAAAAAGUACUAUUUUGUGUGCAGUGGAUUUUUAGUAAAGAUUACUGUAUGUACAUACAUUUUUACUGUGCAGGUUAAUUUGAAUAUGUUAUCAGAAUAGCAAAGACAGCUUUGGUAAUUGUAUCUUUAUGUUUCUGUCUGUGUGUGUGUAUAGUAGCAUGGAAAUGUGCCCAAACUACUGGUUCUUCAUCAGACUGGCUGGUUAACAUUUCUACACUCUCUGCUCUACUCUCAGGUUAUAGACGUGAUUUUUAUUCAUUGAUGCAUGACUGGUUUUGUGUUAGGUGACGACUCAUCAUGUAUGUUAUCUAUCUGUAUUGUGAAAGUAUACUUGUCAAAUGCUAUAAGUCGUCAUAACACAAACUUUAACCGGCCUGCCUGUUUUUUCGUAUCUGGGAAAAACACUGGUUAUCAUCUAGGUGAAAUAUUUUCUCUGCUGCAGCUGAAAACAAAGUCAGAAGGUCACAUUUGUGUCUGUUGGACAAGCAUGAAGUAGUGUAGAAACUUUUAGUUCAAAUAAAUACAAUUUCAGUAAAUGUUUGUUCUAAAGAUUGCAAUUUUUUUAUUAUUUGUAUUUUACUACUUGGAUUUGAAAAUGUUUAUGCUUUUUAACUGCAAUAUUUUUCUAAGGUUUUUUUUUCCUUCUAAAAAUACCUUUUUAAAGACAGGCAAAUAGUUCAGUGGAAUGGAAGGUGCUAGUAAAUUGCAGCAAACAUUUAAGUUUAAACCUGCUGUCUGAAAGGCAGAAAGUGUUUUUUAAAAUGGAAAUAAAUUUUGCACUUUGUCACAGGGCAGCUAAUAGGAUCUAAUGGUUAACUGGAACGUUUCAUUCUGGAUGAACUGAGUGUUUAUCAAUUGUUAAUUACAAUAAUUGUGCAUAAUAAAAAUAAGAAAGACAGCUGAACUCUUAUUUUAUGUUUUCUAUUAUUAAGUUUAGUUUAAAUGAACUGUUUUGUUCUGUUGGUAUGAUAAUAAGGUCCAUAUUUGUCAUGCAUAAGAAGGUGAACCUAUGAUUAUUCCCCUACCAUAUAUCCAAUAGUGUGUACAGUUGUGUAUAGUGGCUCUUGGUAAAGCAUGUCAGAAACGUGAGUCUACACUCAUUCAGUUUGUUUGACCUUCAUCGGCAGUAAAGUCCGCAGCAGCAGCAGGCUGUCUAAUGUUAUAAAUGUUUGUAAAUUCUGUAUUAUGAACUGGGAUUUUGGACCACAUUCCUGCUCUGCGGCUUUGAGGUUAAGUACAGCAAUAAACUACAUUUUGGUACAUUGUUUUUAUAUAUAGUAUUAUAUAUCAGCAUU